Messenger RNA from Lathyrus sativus (Indian pea), 483 nucleotides. The record is from the annotation of a GenBank genome assembly. Lineage: Eukaryota; Viridiplantae; Streptophyta; Magnoliopsida; Fabales; Fabaceae.
AUGGAUGUUGAUUCACAGCCAAUUAUGGAGGAAACAAUUUUGGUUGGUGAUGAUCUAAUGAUGGGUCCUCCAUCACCAAUAGUACCGCCGGAAAUAGCUUCGCAUGUGCUCCAAGGUGUUGAUCUAUGUGAUGGAAUUCUCAGGAAUCUAUUUUUGUGCUUGCAAAUCAAUGACAUUGAACCAUUCUGUCAAGACGAGAUUGCUCUGUAUAAACAAUGUGCUGAAAGAAGGGAUAAGGAGAUAAGGCAGCGACUUCAAAAUAGUGAAUUCAAAUUGGGUUCAUCAAUGCCUUUAGAUGCAGCCAAAGAGAGGACUACUCAGCUUGAGGCAGAAGUUACAUCGUUGGAGAGGCGCUUAAUUCUUGCUAGUGGAGUUGAGGGCAUUGAAGGUUUCCGCCAAAGAUGGAGCUUGCACGGCCGCCUUACGGAUUCCAAGAAAAGGUUGGAAUUUUUAAAGCGGGGCAUAGAUGUAAGAAAAGUAUGA